AUGCCGUCGUAUUCGCAAGCAGCAUCUGAAAACAGUUGGAGGAAGCCUGAGAUCAGGCAUGGAGUUAAACAGCCAAGAAAUCCUUGGUCAGAUGGUCCGGCAUACAUCACCCAGUGCCCAAUUCAGCCAGGCAAAAUGUUCAAGUACACCAUCUUGCUGUCAAGCGAGGAAGGGACCGUUUGGUGGCAUGCACACGACGAUUGGAAUCGAGCCACAGUUCAUGGAGCCAUUGUUGUCUAUCCCAAACCUCCCAAUUGUUACCCGUUCAAGUACCAUCAGGAAUUCCUCCUCAUACUUGGAGAGUGGUGGAAGAGAGAUAUGAAGGAGAUACUUGAAGAAGCCAUUCAAGCACAAAAUGACCCAGUUUCAGACGCCUUCACAAUCAACGGUCAGCCUGGAGACCUGUAUCCGUGCUCAAAGUCAGGAACCUUCAGAAUGGUGGUGGAGCAAGGGAAGAGGUAUCUCCUUCGUGUUAUCAACGCAGCAAUGAGCAACAGUCUCUUCUUCUCCAUUUCCAAACAUCAGUUGAUGGUCGUUGGCUCUGAUGGCAGCUACGUGAAGCCCAUAACCACAGAUUAUAUCCUGAUAGCCCCUGGGGAAACCAUGGACCUACUCCUAGAAGCCAACCAGAACCCAACCAAUCUCUACUACAUGGCAGCCCGAGCCUUGGUCUAUCAGAACAUCGCCAACUUCGACAUCAACGCCACCACUGCCAUCUUAACAUACACCAGUAAUUGCCAUAAGAAACCUCCCUCCUUCCCCUCCCUUCCCUUCUAUAAUGACACCGCGGCGGCAACCAACUUCACUUCGAAGCUCCGAAGCCUAGCUGAUGGACACCACCCUAUCAAUGUCCCCACUACUGUUAGCCAUCGUUUGUUCAUUACUGUCUCGUUGAACAGCAUACGCAAUGAAACAAAAACAACCUUGUCCGCAAGCCUAAACAAUAUAAGCUUCGAGAUCCCCUCGAUCGAUAUACUCCAAGCUUAUUAUAAGAGAAUUAAUGGGGUUUUCGGCAAUAAAUUCCCUUGCAAGCCACCGUUGUACUUCAAUUUCACGGCGGAUGACCCGCCAACGAGCUUGUUGGCGCCGAGGAAGGGGACUGACGUGAAGGUGUUCGAGUAUGGCGCUUGUGUGGAGGUUGUGUUCCAGGGCACAUCGCUGGUGUUGGCGGAGGACCAUCCCAUGCACCUGCAUGGCUUUAGCUUCUACGUGGUAGGAUGGGGCAUUGGGAACUUUGAUGCGAGGAAGGAUCCUUUGACGUAUAACUUGGUGGAUCCUCCUCUAAAGAACACCAUUGAUGUUCCAAGGGAUGGCUGGGCGGCUAUCAGAUUCAAGGCCAAUAAUCCUGACGUAUGGUACCUGCAUUGCCACUUGGAGCGCCACCUUACUUGGGGCAUGACUACUGUGUUCAUUGUGAAGGAUGGUGCUCAUCCACAAGCCAAGAUGCUGCCCCCACCUCGUUAUAUGCCUCCAUGCUAG
Molecule: messenger RNA, 1479 nt
Organism: Phoenix dactylifera (date palm)
Lineage: Eukaryota; Viridiplantae; Streptophyta; Magnoliopsida; Arecales; Arecaceae
Source: RefSeq, a predicted model, not a curated record